Plasmodium falciparum 3D7 is the source of this 3747-nucleotide messenger RNA. Its product is annotated as Cg1 protein. Gene Ontology annotation, molecular function: DNA binding. The record is from RefSeq and is a predicted model, not a curated record. NCBI's taxonomy places the organism in Eukaryota, Apicomplexa, Aconoidasida, Haemosporida, Plasmodiidae.
AUGUUUACUUUUCUUGUUAUUAUUGUAAACGUAUUGGUUUGCAUAUGUUUCUUAAAUACAAAAUACCAGAUUCAACUGGAUUAUAGUGUACCUAGUACCUUAAUCAAUUUAGAUAGAUCUUUAAAAUAUACGAACAUAACGGUAGGAAAAGAUUCCUUUCUUUGUAUAUUAGAUAAGUCUGAUAGUUUUGAUACAUGUGAGCAAUAUGAUUUAUUGAAAGAGGUUGAUGAUUUUUACCCUAAUGGGUUUGACGAACAUAAAGAAAUAAAUAAUAAUAAUAAUAAUAAUAAAAAGAAGAAGAGUUAUAAUAAUAAUUAUAAAAAUAAUUAUAAUCAUAUCAGCAAUAAUGGUGACAAUCAAAUUAAUAAUGAUUAUGAUACAACCUACAAUAGGUAUGAUUAUAUAGAAGAACAUCUAAAUAAAAACUUUCUUCUAAAAUAUCAAGAUAAUAAUAAUAUGAACUAUAAUUUAUACCUAAAGGAAGAUAACUACGAAAUCGAAUAUCAUAAUGCACAUUACUGGAUGAAUGUCCAAGAUGAAAAUAUACAAGCAAGCGAUCUUACACAAAAUAUUAUUAAAGAUGUUGGUGAUAAUAAUACAAGUUAUAAGAACAGUAAUAAUAACGGUUGGACUUGUAAUAACGUAUUGAAUAAAUUAAAUAAUAAAUAUUCCAAAGAAUUAAAGGGGGGGAAAAAAAAAAAAAAAAAAAAAAAAAAAAAAGAUAAAAAAAAAAAAAAUCAUUAUGAUUAUUUUUCGAACGAAAGAAACGAAAAAGUUGAUAAAUUAAAUAAGACAUUUAAUUGUAAUUUUAAAAGGUUAUAUGAUUAUAUUUUUUAUAAACAUAAAAUUAAUGCGUAUCAUAAAUAUAGAAUAUAUAAUAAUAUUAAUGAUGACGUAUUAUUAAAAAGUCAUAUAAUAAAAGGGAAAAUGUUAACCAUAAAUAAUACAUGUAUUGAUGCGUUUAAUAAUGGAAAUAUAUUAAAAAUAUGUUUAAAUAAAUCUAUAUCAUUUAUAACAAAAAGAUAUCAUACGAAACAUAAAAAACAUAUCACUAUAUCUACUUAUGCUAUAGGAAAAGAUUUAUUAUUUUCUAAUAAUACUGUUGUACAAUAUUAUAGUGAUGGCAAAUAUUUUUUUGAAGUAUUAUUUUUAUGUGGUAAUAAUAAUUUAAGAGUUAAUAGUUUUGAAAAGCUGUAUAAUGUAUAUUAUCCAUUCAUUUUCCAAAUAUAUGAACAUUUAAAUACAACUAUUACUAAACUUUAUAAUAUUAUAAUAAAAAAAUUAAAAGAUAAUGAUGUAUAUUUUUUUAAAUCAUUUUCGAAUUAUCAAUAUACUGAAGAUUAUUAUAAAUCAUUAAAACAAAAAUUAAUACACAAUUUAAAUUUAUAUUAUCCUGAAGCUAUAUAUUUAUAUCGUAUUACAUUAAGUGGAUAUAUGUUUUGUAAUUAUACAGAGAAAAUAAAUCCACCAAAUUUUUUUCUUUUAAAAAAUCUGAUGAAUAAAUGUCAUCAUUUUAUUAGAGAAGAUGAUACCAUGUUUGAAAUAUGUUUACCAUAUAGUGUUAUACAAUAUAAGAAAAAUGCUUAUGGGAAAGAAAAAUAUCCAUUAGUUUUAUUAGGAUCAUCAUAUAAUUCACUUAAUCAAGGUAAACCCUUUUAUGAAAAAAUGUAUGAUAUUUUUCCUGUAUUAAAAUCUAAUCAUAUGAUGAAAAAAACUAUAGAAUAUUAUAAUAAAUUGAAAGGAAACCUAUCAACAUCUAAUCCUUUGCCCACACAACAAAAUUCGCUAUCAUCUACAAAUACGAAUAAUUCAAAUAUAUCAAAUGUAAAAUAUGAUUAUUCAAAUAAAAAAAAAAAUUUAACUUCACCUCAAAUGUUGUCAUCUUUAGAGGAAUUUUCUUUAAGGAAUGGAUUAUCUCCAAAUAGUAUGGGAACAUCAGCUAAUAUAUCACCACAAAAUAGUAUGACUACACCAAAUAAUACAUCUGAUACAAAAGGGGUGUCAUCAUCAAAUACGUUGUCAUCACCAAAUACGUUGUCAUCAUCAAAUAGGUUGUCAUCACCAAAUACGUUGUCAUCACCAAAUACGUUGUCGUCAUCAAAUAGGUUGUCAUCACCAAAUACGUUGUCAUCAUCAAAUACGUUGCCAUCAUCAAAUACGUUGUCGUCAUCAAAUACGUUGUCAUCAUCAAAUACGUUAUCAUCACCAAAUACGUUGUCAUCAUCAAAUACUUUUUCAUCAGCACCAAAUUUAUUCCCAUCCUCUUUUAAUGUGUCUUAUACCCCCUUUUACAUAACCUCCCUUUCUGCUUACUUUUCUUCAUCAGCACACCAUAUGCCAUAUGUAAGUACCUAUAUAAUUGAUAAACCACUGGAGGUGCUAAAAUAUGGAAAUGGUAGUUUUUAUAAAGCGUUGGCUUUUGAUUUAAAGGGAGGAAAAUGUAUAGAUUCCUUAGACGAAGUUCAUGAUUAUAUAACGACAAUGUAUUUUGACUGUUCUUUAAAUUACAAAAGCGGAACUCAAACAAAAGUUGUUAAUGUAUUCCAAUCAACGGAAUGUCAUUACUAUGUGCAUAUAACUUCACCUUAUGUCUGCGCUCAUCCACUGUUACAUAUGCCCAUGAAAUCAAAAAAUGAGACGGUAAAAUGUUUUAGGAAUAUAUAUGCAGCAAGUUCCCAGCUUCAGGAUAAGUGGGCGAGUAAUACGUUUAAUAAUAUUAUGUAUAAUCAAUAUGAUAGUAUGCCUAAUAUUAUAAGUAGUAAUAUUAUAAAUAAUAACAAUAAUGUGAAUAAUUUUUAUAAUAUUAGUAAUAAAUGGAAUGACCCGAAUAUAUCAUCUUAUAAAAAUCAUAAUGAAUAUACAUUACCAAAUUUUUUUUUUAAUAAAGAAGAUAUAUUAAAGAAUGACGAUUUUAUUAGUAAUGAUGAUAAAAUGAAUUUAUUGGAAUAUUAUCUUUUACAAAAUAAAAUAUUUAAGAAUAAAAAUUUCCUUUCCUUUGAAGCUAUACCAAAAGAUACAGAAAUUAUAUUUGGAAAGAAAUAUUAUUUUGGUUUAGGAAAUUAUGUACGGAAACGAAUUUAUAAAUCAAUUCCCAUAUUCCAUAUAGGAAAUGUUGUAAGACACAAAUAUUGGAAUUACCAAGCUGUAGUUAUUAGUUGGGAUUAUUCAUGUUUUGCUCCGAACGAAUGGAAAAAAAAAUCCUUUUCUGAAUACCCCCCUGAAUUUCAAAACACAGUUCAUUAUCUUCUCUUAAUAAAUAACAAGAAGAAAAAAAAUCAAAAUGUAUUUUGUUAUACUAAGGAUCCAAAUAAAAAGAAUUGUAACAAAGGUAAUAAGGAACAUAAAAAAAAUGUAAACAUAAAAAACAAUGAAAAUGAAAAUGAAAAUGUUAAUGUUAAUGUUAAUGUGAAUGGUGGUGAUUAUAAAGACCAUUUUAAUCAACAUGAUAAAAAUAGAUAUAAUAAAAACAAAAUGGAUUAUGGCCCUAAUGAUAAAUUAACAUAUAAUAAAAAUUAUGGAGAAAAAGAAAAAAAAAAAGAAAAUGAUACUAAUCAAACUGAUGAGGAAGUUUUCCAUUUUGCUUAUGUACCAGAAUCAAGUUUAAUUUAUGGUGAUGAAAUUAUAUAUAAUGAAUACUUAUAUGAAUUUUUUGAAAAAUAUAAUAAUUCCUUUCAUUUUUAUAUUCCUAAAAAAAAACAUAUCAUAUGGAAACUAUUCCCAUAUGACUUUUUUAAUUUAAUCUUUUAA